Pedinophyceae sp. YPF-701 is the source of this 432-nucleotide messenger RNA. The record is from the annotation of a GenBank genome assembly. Lineage: Eukaryota; Viridiplantae; Chlorophyta; Pedinophyceae.
AUGUCGCACCUUCUCAAGGUCCUGAUCAACCCGAACCCGGAGAAGAAGAACUUCGUCCAGAUGCUGCUCGCGCCCAUCUGGGGGCGGUUCGUGGCGUCGCAGCAGAGGGAGUGCGAGGGCUGGUUGCGCAAGUACGGCCUCCGUUACGACGACAUGCUGGACCCCGACUGCGACGUCGACGUCGCCGAGGCCCUCAAGAGGCUGCCGGACGAGGAGCUGCAGGCCCGGAACCAGCGCCUCAAGCGCGCUCUGGUUCUCAACCUCCACAAGGAGUACCUCGACGAGGACACCCAGAAGCUCCAGACGCCGUUCGCCAAGGGCCCCGGGGACGACGCGCACUACCUGCUGCCGUUGCUGGCCAGGGUGCAGGCAGAGAACCGCCUGCGCGCGGAGCUGGGCAGCAUCAAGCCGUACGCGCGGUCCCUGCCCUAG